AUGUUGGGGUGGAUGCUCAAGCGCGGCGGUGACAACGCGCCAGAAUUAGGCGAUAACGACGGAGAUACCACUCAACUCGAACAGCCAGAUACCCCAGCGCCGGUCUUUGCUGCCAGGGCUCUCAAGAGUGCAUUGUUCGGGACGCCUUCGAAACGAACCGAUGAUCGUCGAGGAUCACGGAACAAGACAUUGGCGGGCAAAGUCAAACCUGCAAGUCGACUUGCAUCCGAGACGCCUUUGAAACCCCAGGGCAUCCUUCUCACUCCAGGAACCGGAACGUCCAAGAGGAAGCGUGUCUCCUUUGGUCAAGAUGUCCCAGGAGGUUCCGUGACCGAACUCGGCCGAAUAUCUGAACUGGAGGAGCCCACGGAGGCAUCGGAGCAAACUGCCCCAGACCAAGCCAAUGCAUCAGACGACGAGUGGGAGGAGGAGGAGGAGGAGGAGGAGGAGGAGGAGGGGGAUGGCAAUUCCCGCGACGUAACUGUCGACUUGAACGAACCGCAUUCGCAAUCCGGCCAGUAUUGGAAGGAAGAAUUCCUCAAGUACCACCAGGAGGCAAAAGCUGAAAUGGAGAAAUUGCUCAAGUAUAAGCAACUGGCAAAAUCUUACGCUCAGCAAAAGGACGCGGAAGCGAUUCAACUAGCCGAACGACUCAGGGACGAACAACAAAAGGUGAUCAAGAUGGAGAAGAAGAUUGCAGAAAACGCGACGCAAAUCGUCAGCCAGAGUCAGCAAUCGUCGGCCGAGGAGUCUGCCGAGUUGAUGGGGAAACUUGCGAAACAAUCCACCCUCGCCGCACAGUACCGCCAUCGAGUGCAAGAACUGGAAGUGCAAAUGGAGGAGCUGCGCGUGCAGAGAGACAAUCCGUCGCAUAACGAGACGCCGCGUCGUCGCCUCGCCUCGAUGCCAUCCAUUUCAGCAACCCAAAAGACGUUGACGGAAACCCGGCGAGAACUUCGGCGUGCGCGAUCUCAACUAAAGGAGCUCGACUCGCUGCGAGACGAAGUGUUUUCGCUAAAGAUGCAGCUCAAAAAGGCCGAGCUGAGACUCGUGGUGAACGAAAAGGAGCAAGCACAAGCCGGUAGCGGACCAAGAGCUCAGGAAUUGAGAACCCUGCUCAAGGUAGCCAGGGAGGAAUCGAAGCGGAAAGCGGAAGAGAUUCGGCAGAUUAGAGCAGACUUUGAGAAAUUCAGAACGGAAAGCGAGGCCCAUGACGCUGACACAAGAGCAGUCCUGGAACGCGCACACGCCAAGAUUUCCGAGCUCAAAAAGGAAGUCAAGUCGCUCAAGGCAGCCGGAGCGACGCAAAACAAACCACCCGCAUCGCACCCCAGCAGGGCCGGUCAAGAAGAGGUCAGGGAGACCAAGUCGGACGAGCUCAUCCGCGACACCGCACAGACCGUUGAACGAAGGAGUCUCGAUGGGACCAUGGGGAGAAAGGAGCGCCCUGCAAGAGGGUCACGCACCUUGCGGGAGAAAUUCAAGGAUGACGCGGCAAUCGCCUGGGAUUCGAGGCCCGUUGUGACGGGACAGGGAAUCACCCUUGAGCAGCCCAAGUGGCAGCCGUUUGUGCCUCGAUCACCCAGAAAUCGUGCCUUGGUCUCGGCUAAUCCAGCAAGUCGCCCACCCGGUGAAAAGUCAACGCGCAAGGGAAUCGCGGCUCCUGCACGAGCAAGUCUAUCGAAGACAUGGAGCCGGGACACGGACAAGGCAGGAUCUGAUGGAGAGGACCCCAUAGAUCUUCUAUCCGAUCGAUUUGCUCGUCUCGGUGGUCCCGAGGCGAACAGGCACGUGAACAGUUCCCUGGUGGGCAACACGUCCAAGAGCACGCUACCCCCCGAGAGGCGAGCAGCGGCUCUUGCGCGAAUUGAAAAGCGAAUGGCAGAGAAGAAGAGGCUUCGCAGCCGAAGCGGCGCAUGCGACAAGGAGAAUGUGCGGCCGUAA
Messenger RNA from Ustilaginoidea virens, 1944 nucleotides. RefSeq lists its product as uncharacterized. The transcript is spliced from 2 exons. Bases 1 to 1944 code for a protein of 647 amino acids. Lineage: Eukaryota; Fungi; Ascomycota; Sordariomycetes; Hypocreales; Clavicipitaceae. The record is from RefSeq and is a predicted model, not a curated record.